GUUUUGACAGCUUUCUUCUCACACGUGCCGUCGUUGGCCAACAGUCUUCCGUAUUUUAGUUUCGUGAUUUUUGUUUUUAGAGUAUUCUAAGCAGCUAAAAUGGGACGCAAAAACAGGUCUCGAAAGCGCCGUGACGCAAUGAACCUGAUCAAAAAGGAACGCUAUGCAAAAAAGGAUCUGGAGCGCCUGAAAAAGAUGCUUGGCAUCGACGACCAGGGAAAUGUCGACAUGAAAGAUUUGUCAGAGGUUGCCGUGGUUAAAACUGCAAAACAAAUUAAGCAGGAAAAACGCAAGAAGGAAGAGGAGGAAGUUCAGCGUGAGCUGCAGGAAAUGGACGACAAAGGCGAAAACGUCGAAGUGGUCAACGAGAAGACCGGUAAAGUGCACAUUUACAAUACGAAAACGUUCAAGGAUCAACACGGAUCGUACCCACCGUGGUUCAAGCCCAGGAAGACCGAGAGGAAGACGAGGAAGUUGUUACACGCCAGAAAGCAGAGAUUCAAGCAGGCCUGGUCCACGGCGAAUGUCCCGCUCUGAAGUGGAGUUUUAGAUUUAAGGAAUUGGAUGUGCUAGAGUUUGUUAAGAAAAUCUUUGAACGAA
Messenger RNA from Hermetia illucens (black soldier fly), 600 nucleotides. Its product is annotated as protein LLP homolog. The transcript is spliced from 2 exons. Lineage: Eukaryota; Metazoa; Arthropoda; Insecta; Diptera; Stratiomyidae. Gene Ontology annotation, biological process: dendrite extension. The coding region runs from base 100 to 537 and encodes 145 amino acids. The record is from RefSeq and is a predicted model, not a curated record. Gene Ontology annotation, molecular function: RNA binding. Gene Ontology annotation, cellular component: nucleolus.